UAAAUCAAUUAUCAUCACCACGAACCACGAUGGCAGUUCUUAUGGGAGCCCCGCUAUGAAUUUAUGAACCUAAGAGCCUAUGUCGUUCUAGCCCUCCGGCCCGUUUAGAAUUCUACAUUCCGCUAACCAUUUCUUCCUUACCUCUCUACCUCAACAACACCGUAUAUGAACCUGGCUUUGUCUACUUUGCCAACCUAAUUAAUUACCCUUCGUUUUUUUCUGUUGUUCCUUGCGCUCCUUAUCGGUCAGUAUAUGCAUGUGCUGUCUUCCCAUUGCUUAGCUGUCAAGGUUGUUGGUUGAUAUAACUUUCUCCACGCCUGACCGCCUUCUUUUGCUACUAGUUAUCUACCUAUUUUAUACCUAGUAUCUUUUCUCCCCCGUGAAAUUCAUUGCAUUGCAUUUAUAUUAUCUACUUGACUUUGUUCCAUAACUGCAAUAUCGCGCACCGAUUUUCACCUCUAGAUCGAGAGAAUUAGCACUAAACUGAUUAUCGCAGAGACCAAACUAGAAGCCGAUAUCGCCUCUACGAACGACGUCAUAAAGGAGGCUGAACAAAUGUCGACCCGCGAAUCCCCUGUUAAUGGCAGUUCGCAAGACUCGCCGGAACUACCACCCCAUGAGCGAACCUCUAUUACGAAUGUUCCUGUAACCCCGGGCAUCCAAUCCUCGACUUACCUGUCGCGAGCGGGCAUCGAUUCUACUGGGACAUCUAGCCCCAGCUACUUUACACGAGAUCCCGCCAAGAACGGAACGAGUGCCUCUUCUGGGCCUGCAUCGCAACCUGUCCCAAAUGAAUCUUCUCCCUCCAACCUAGUGAAAGAUGCUCCCACCGACCUUGAGGUUCUGCGUCGGAUGAGCGUAUCAACUAAGGGGCGAAGGCAGUCCAUCUCGGAAAUCAAGGCUGCUGCCCCUGAGUUAGCUCUCAGUGGAAAUAUUCUCUCGGUUACUUUCACAACUCCUCACGCUCUAAAGUACCAUAAGAACGGUGAAUGGGAACUAGGUUACCGUCGCGGCCAGUCAGCUCUUUUCGAUUCCUUCUCCUAUCUUUCGUCAGAUGAAACGCCUUGGAACCAUACAGUUGUCGCUUGGACCGGCGAAAUAGAAGCACCCGUCGAAUCACUCGCCUCUCCAGAAGUCCUCCAGGACACCACUUCUACUAUACCAGCUCUUAGCCACCUCUCGGCGCCUAUCCCAUUAGAUGGAGAGACACCGCCUACACCACCCGAGGUUGAUGGCCUGUGGAUCCCGCAGGACCACCAAGCUAGGUUAGAGCAGCAGCUGAUCCAUGAUAAGCGCAUUAAAACGGUGCCAGUAUGGCUUGCUGAUGAUGCCGAGACGAGCAACGAGGGAAUUACGUUAAAUGAUCAAUCACGAUGGAGGCGGUAUGCAGAACACACGAUUUACCCAUUAUUCCACUAUAAACAGCACGAGCCAAACGACGGUCGAUCGGAACGUAUCGAAUGGGCCGACUACUUCCGCACCAACUUGAAGUUUGCUGACAAGAUAGUCGAGAUAUAUAAGCCAGGAGACGUGGUGGUUAUUCAUGACUACUAUUUGCUGUUACUUCCUAGUAUGCUACGACAAAGAAUGCCCAACAUGUACAUUUCAUUCUUCCUACACUGCCCGUUCCCCAGCAGCGAAUUUUUAAGAUGUCUGCCGCGGAGGAAGGAGGUCCUAGAAGGUAUGCUUGGAGCCAACCUCGUUGGUUUCCAGUCAUACAGCUAUUCUCGUCACUUUGCCAGCUGUUGCACGCGGAUACUUGAUUUCCCUUCAGAUUCCGUGGGUGUCGAUGCGUACGGGUCUCGAGUUGAGGUCGGUGCUUUUCCAAUCGGCAUUGAUGUUGCCAAGGUAGAGCAGAUGGCGUGGUCCAAAGAGGUGUCAGAAAUGUACGAUGAUCUGAAGGAGCUCUACAAGGACAAACAAAUUAUUGUGGGACGUGACCGUCUGGAUAGUGUCCGCGGUGUUGCGCAAAAGCUUAUGGCGUUCGAAAGGUUCCUAGAGCUCUAUCCCGACUGGAGAGAGAAGGUGGUAUUAAUCCAGGUCACCUCGCCGAACACGAUUGAAGAAGGAGGAGAGGAGCCAGAGAACAAGAUUGCAAGCCGAGUCAAUGAGCUGGUCAUGAGAAUUAAUGGCACUUAUGGCAGCCUCGGAUUUUCGCCAGUGCAGCACUAUCCCCAAUACCUAUCGCCAGCCGAGUACUUUGCUUUGCUGAGAGCUGCAGACAUUGGCUUGAUCACGUCAGUCCGAGACGGCAUGAACACGACCAGCUUGGAAUAUGUUGUUUGCCAACGCGAUACGCAUGGCCCGCUUAUUCUUUCUGAAUUCAGCGGUACUGCGGGAAGCUUGCGCGAUGCCAUACAUAUAAACCCUUGGGACCUUACGGAUGUUGCCCAUCAAAUCCACAAUGCGCUCACCAUGGAUGCAGACAAGCGCAUGGGCAUGCAGUCAAGCCUCUACAAGCACGUCACCACACAGAAUGUUCAGAGUUGGAUUGCCAAGUUCCUUCGCAAGCUCGUCGGCACCCUAGCAUCUAACAAGAAUAACAAUGUCACCCCUCUGCUGGACCGUACUUUGAUGUUGAAGCAGUAUCGUCAAGCCACCAAGCGCCUCUUUAUGUUUGACUACGAUGGCACAUUAACUCCGAUUGUGAGAGAUCCCCAGUCGGCCGUUCCAUCAGAGCGUGUCAUUCAGACAUUGAGGGCGCUAGCAGCAGACCACCGCAAUGCUGUGUGGAUCAUCUCAGGCCGAGACCAAGAUUUCCUCCAGCAACACCUGGGACACAUCUCCGAAUUAGGAUUCAGUGCCGAGCACGGGAGCUUUAUGAGACACCCGGGCCAGGACACUUGGGAGAACUUGGCUGAGAAGCUAGAUAUGGGUUGGCAAGCAGAUGUCGUUGAUGUCUUCCAGAAAUAUACUGACCGCGUGCCUGGCUCAUUCAUAGAGCGUAAACGUUGCGCUUUGACUUGGCACUACCGUCAGGCCGACCCCGAACAAGGUCUGCAUGCAUCGCUAGCGUUGCAUAAAGAGCUCGAGGAAGGUGUAGUCACAAAAUGGGAGGUGGACGUGAUGAAGGGCAAAGCCAACCUCGAAGUGCGCCCAACGUUUAUUAACAAGGGCCAAAUCGCCAAACGUCUGAUCAAUGACUACAAUACCGACAUUGCGCACAUAGGCGGUAACAAAUCUGACGCCAAGGACAAAGGGGGAAAUGUGGAUUUCGUGCUAUGCAUGGGAGACGAUUUCACGGACGAAGAUAUGUUCCGAGCUCUAAACGGCAUCAGCGGCACGCAAGUCGAGGCCAACCAGGUGUUCACCGUUACGGUCGGUGCUAGCACGAAGGUGACUCUGGCCAAGUGGCAUAUGCUGGAGCCAGAAGACGUGGUGGAGUCGAUAGCUCUCCUCGCCGGAGUGGGACUGAGUGGUGAGGCUCACGAGCAACUAAGUCAAGUAAAUUUGGCAACGGUUGCGGGACUCGAGGGUCACAUCCCGGCAUGACUCCCAAAAUCGAAACUAUGAUUACAUUUAGGGACAGAAAUCAGUGUAGACAAAGAGCGUGGCGCUAGGUUAUCAGGGCUCGGGCUAGAGGAUUCAUUCGUGCAUACGAAAUACGUGGUGAUGUUUAAUAUCACAAUCACAGAGAGCGAGGUUUCGAGAAGCAUAAACGAUGAAUUCGGAACCCAUAGGAACUUUGAAAAGAUCAGAGGUUAUUGUUAUCCUGGCUUACAAAGAUACGAAAAUAAAGUAUACCAUUUACCUACACGUGUAUUAGUAGGCGUCUGCUUAUCUAUAGUUGGGACGGCAAUGCGAAUGCGCCGCCUUGAUACAGGAGGUGGGGAGAGCUGUGGUUUAUCACUGUCUCCACCUACCUACUAUAUAUGUGGAUAGGUUAUAUUAGGUAGGCACCUUAGCAGUAGAUAUCUAUAUGUGUGUGUACCCAGUCAUACGAUUUAAGGAUUUGAAGCGGCAGUUGU
Molecule: messenger RNA, 3968 nt
Organism: Hypoxylon fragiforme
Lineage: Eukaryota; Fungi; Ascomycota; Sordariomycetes; Xylariales; Hypoxylaceae
Product: glycosyltransferase family 20 protein
Exons: 3
Coding region: 556-3492 (978 amino acids)
Biological process (GO): fungal-type cell wall organization; trehalose biosynthetic process; cellular response to heat
Cellular component (GO): cytosol; alpha,alpha-trehalose-phosphate synthase complex (UDP-forming)
Molecular function (GO): catalytic activity
Source: RefSeq, a predicted model, not a curated record